Chara braunii is the source of this 2647-nucleotide messenger RNA. The record is from the annotation of a GenBank genome assembly. Lineage: Eukaryota; Viridiplantae; Streptophyta; Charophyceae; Charales; Characeae.
CCGGACUUGCCCAAGUUUCCUGGCGCAAUGGGUGAGGUAGGUCAUACUCACACGGGGGCAUCGGUGGACGUAUCAGGUCAUAAUCAUGGCCAGGUUCCAAUGAAGAACUCCUAAUCGAGUAAGGCCUGUUAGUACUUGCGGGCGGAAUUUGCCACCGUCAUUCCACGUCCUCGAGGACUUCCUACAGCAGCGACGAGCGCCACGAGCCAGGUUGGUUGUGUUCUAUAAAUAGAUAAGCUGUCAGCUAUGGCGUCGACUGUGCCUAGCCCCCCUCGACGUAGUGUUGGUGCAGAAGGGGGGGGCGGAGGGGGUGACAAAGCUUGCCAACAGCUCUCGGCAGCGGAGCAGCGACGGAUUCAGCAGGAGUGUCUGUGUCUCGUCAGAAAAUUGCAACCUCGCAUAGUCUUCUACUCCACUUCAACCCCAACAACACCCAAGCUAAAGACGGACGUAGCACAUGUGCGGACCCUUCUAGAGACCAAGGGGAGCUUCGGUGGCCCUGUAUUAAGUUACUGGAGAGACACUAUUGAGGACGACUUUCGGAGGAGAUUCUGUUUGUACGGGACACGUGGCACGAGCUUACGUGUGGAGUUUUGUUACGAUCGAGAUUUGGUGAUGGGAUCCAAUGGGAACGGUAGAGGUCAAUGGAAUGGACCGGGGAAUGGGGAGAAUGGUGUUGGUAAUAACGGCGGGAACGAAGGGAACUGGAAUCAAGGAGGGCCAAACGGGAACGGAGGAGGCGGAGGAGGUUGGAAUGGGAAUAGUAACGGAGGAGGGAAUGGCGGAAAUGGAUGGAACGGGAAUAAUGGAGGGGAUAGCUGGAACAGGGGUAACAGAGGUAAUAACUGGAAUGGUAAUGGAGGCAACGGAGGGAACGGAGGUUGGAACGGCAACGGUGGGAAUGGGUGGAACAAUAACGGAGGUAAUCAAGGGAGUAGCAGCAGGGAUUGGAGAAGAUCGGCGGAGUGCUAUAACUGCCAUCAGUAUGGACACAUCAGCCGGGAGUGUAAAGCCCCGCGGCAGGGUAAUAACCAAGGCAAUCAAGGUAAUUCCUAUCAAGGGAAUCAUGGGAAUCAAGGCGGUGAGCGAGCCCCACACGAUGGAGUAAGUACUUCGAGCAGCUCCAAUGAAGCUGCCGUUGCGGUUGGUUUGAGCAAGGAGUUGGAGGAGGGAAUUCGGCAGAUGUGUAGGUAUACGACCAAGCAGCUGGAGUUGGAAGAGAAGAAGGAAGCCGAGAAGAAGGCUGCCGAGGAAAAGAAGAAACGUGAGGAUGAGGAGAAAGCAGCCAAGGAGGAGAAGAGUCGAGUGGAACUCCAAAAGAAAAAGGCCAAAGAAGAAAAGGAGGCCGAUAGAGAAUGGAAGCUGGAGAUGUUACUGGCCAAGCAGAAGGAGUCCUUAAAGGAGGAGUUCGAACGAAUGUUUGAAGCAAGACUAAGGAGAAUGGUUGUGUCAGAACGUGCGGUCAAAGGUAAAGCUAAGGAGAGAUUGGAGAAACGGAAAAGACAGCCACAACAGGCGUGCCAAGUUAGCCCUCAAGGCGAGACUCCAACGAAGGUCGGAAGAGGAGCUACGGGAACACCCAGGGCUUUCCUUGGCGAUGCUGAUAAGUUGCAGGAAAUUGAGGACGGUAAUGAGCUUGAGAAGACAAUCCUAGAUAUGGCGCGUUCAGCAUGAAGGCCGAAUUGGAAGAUGGUAAGGGUGCAUUGGACAGAGCUUCCCCAAGCGACUUGGAACUCUGGUCCCAUUUUGUCACAGUUUGUGCUUGGAGCCAUUGGGACCUCUUGGUCCCAAAGAUUCCUGUGGGACUUUUUGGUCCCGAAGUUUCCUGUGGGACCUUUCGGUUCUGAAGAUUGCUGUCGAAUGUUUCGGUCGGAUGCCUGUGGGACCUUUUGGUCCCAAAGAUUCGAUUGGUACGAAAGAUUCCUGUGUGACCACCAGAUUCAUGUGGGACCUUUCGGUCCCAAAGAUUCAUUUGGUACGAACGGCACUGUGUGACCAGAGAUUCCUGUUGGGACUUUCUGGUCCUAACGAUCCCCGUGGAACUUUUAAUCAGAUGGCUGUGGUGACCAAAGAUUCCUGUGGGACCCAAGAUUCCUGUGGGACCCAAGAUUCCUGUGGGACCAAAGAUUCCUGUGGGACCAAAGGUUUCUGUGGGACCAAAGAUUCCUGUGGGACUGGGACAUGUUCUGCGCUGAGGUGGACUUAGCCUGCUUGGUGGGACACUGGGAGUACAGCAGCAGUGUUUGCUCUGGGACAAUGGAGCAGAGCACUUUGGCGGUUGUGAGGGGCAACAGAGAGCACAGGGCUGCCCAUCAAAAAGAGUGUAGGUUGUGUGACCAACCACAUGUUCUCAUGCCGUGCCCAGAGUAUGCAGUCUGAAGGCAAGACAGAAGAAGGUGAUUUGUUAUUGUGGCACUUUUUCAGACGGUUUCUCUGGAGAGUAUGAGAGGCCCGCGUGCGACUGCAUGAGUUACGAAUCUGCCUUCCAAGCAGGGGAUAUGGGUUCGAUGACCCUUUGUUCAUUUUAUAUUACAUUGUCAGGUAAGUAGUUGAUGGCCAUUGCAGCAAGCCUCAUGUGUAUUCUAUUGAUUUGAGAAUUUUGAUUCCAUUGGGCGUUGUUGUCCUCCGUUGGAUUAGCAAACAAUUG